Molecule: messenger RNA, 2584 nt
Organism: Vidua macroura (Pin-tailed whydah)
Lineage: Eukaryota; Metazoa; Chordata; Aves; Passeriformes; Viduidae
Gene: B3GNT2
Product: UDP-GlcNAc:betaGal beta-1,3-N-acetylglucosaminyltransferase 2
Exons: 2
Coding region: 200-1393 (397 amino acids)
Cellular component (GO): membrane
Molecular function (GO): hexosyltransferase activity
Source: RefSeq, a predicted model, not a curated record
CCGCCCGCUGCGGGGGCCGGCGGAGCGGGGCGGCAGCGCGGAGCCGCGAGGGCCGUGGUGGGGCGGCAGGCCGGGACCGGGCGGGUGGGAGCCCGCGGCGAGGGCAGCCCGCGGCCGGACAAAGCAUGGUGGAUGCGGAGGCGGCGGCGGCGGCAAGAACCCCGGCGGAGCCCCGCGGCAGCCUGGCAAGAUAUGAGAAAUGAGUGUUGGACGCAGAAGAUUAAAGCUGCUGGGAAUUCUGAUGAUGGUAAACAUUUUUAUUUAUGUGAUUGUGGAAGUCUCGAAGAGCGGCAGCCAAGACAAGAAUGCAGAAGGCCGUGUUGUUAUACCACGUAGCAAAUUCUGGAGGAAAUACACUCCUCACAAAGCUUAUUGGAACAAACAGCAACAGAAGCUUGAGCUGCUGUACAACCCUAUUCUGUCCUUGCUUUCCAAUAUGACUGUGGAAGAGAACUUGGUUUCUAACCUGAGUGCCCUCAGUUCCUGUGACCCUGACCCCUUGGUACACUCAGAGGUUAGUGACUUUGCAAACUUGCCAGACAGAUUCAAAGACUUCCUCCUCUAUCUGAGGUGUAGAAAUUACUCAUUGCUAAUGGAUCAGCCAAACAAGUGUGAACAGAAACCUUUCCUGCUGCUGGCUAUUAAGUCACUUAUACCCCAUUUUGAUAGAAGACAAGCAAUUAGGGAAUCCUGGGGCAAGGAAAUAGAAUCAGGGGAUGUGAUAGUCAGAAGGGUCUUCUUACUUGGGCAGACCCCACCAGAGGAUCAUUUUCCUGACCUUUCACACAUGAUUAAAUUUGAGAGUGACACCCACCAAGACAUUCUCCUCUGGAACUACAGAGACACUUUCUUCAAUCUGACUCUGAAAGAGGUGCUGUUUCUGAAGUGGGUCAGCAGUAGCUGCGCAAAUGUCCAGUUUAUUUUUAAGGGUGAUGAUGAUGUUUUUGUGAAUACCAAUCAGAUCCUGGAUUACUUGAAAAGCUUAUCAAAGGAAAAAGCCAAAGAUUUAUUUAUAGGCGACGUGAUCAAAGAUGCUGGACCUCACAGAGAGAAAAAAUUGAAGUACUACAUCCCAGAAAGCGUUUAUGAAGGUUCGUAUCCCCCGUACGCAGGAGGUGGUGGCUUCCUGUACUCUGGUGAUCUGGCACUAAGACUGAAUAAUGCAUCUGACCAGGUUCUCCUCUACCCUAUUGAUGAUGUUUAUACUGGAAUGUGCCUUCAGAAGCUUGGGCUUGCUCCAGAAAAACACAAAGGCUUCAAAACAUUUGAUAUCGAAGAGAAAUACAGAAAUAACAUCUGUUCCUACACAAACUUAAUGUUAGUGCAUAGUAGAAAACCUCAAGAAAUGAUUAAGAUUUGGACACGCUUGCAAGACCCACACUUAAAUUGUUAAAGUAAUGUGCGUAAGUGUCUUAAGUCCAAAAAACUUUGCAAGUUUGGAUCACUGAAGCUCUGUUUAGUAGUUGAAUUUUUGCUGUAGACUUUUUCCUGUACUUCUGAAAUCAAGAGUAAUACUAAAAUUUGAAGGGAUGGCUUGAAGACUUGGUCCUGACUUUUCCACUGGUGGUCCUGGUGGUUGUUAUGUUUCAAUAUGGGUCUUAAUUUUAAAAAAGACUUUGAGGCUAUAACUAGCUGUCAGUGACUGGUUAGCUGGAAACAGGGAUUGCCUACCACAAUGCAUCUUUCAUCAAUUGUGAUGGUGGAAAAUAAUUUUCCCUUGAGUAGUGUUUGUGUGUGGAAACCACUGUAAAUUGAAAAUACACAAAUUGGGGGAAUGUAGUUUUACUUUCAGAUAUGAUACAGUUACAAGACCUUAAAUUUUGAUUUUUUAAUUUUUUUUUUUUUUAAUUUAUAGUUUUCAGUUCUUUUGCACCCUGGAACAGUAUUUUUUUUCCUUCACUUACGAUCCUUUGUGAAAAGUGUAUGUGUGUCUGAAGGAUUUACCCUUUUAUUAGAUGAAGCUCUUUUUUUUUACCAAAAAAAGCAAAAUUCUGCUUGAGGUGUUUUUCAGGGCUGGGCAGGUAGGGAUGCCCCUGCCUCAAGCCUACAUACUGAAGCUAACUUACUGCUCAUGUUAUUUGUGUGGAAAGCUACUCUGGUCAAUCCUUGUUUUCUGUUUGGGCACUAAAUGUGAUCAGGUAGCUUGAUUUGAUGGAAAUGACUGAAAUUGCACAUUGCUUCUUGAGAGCAUGGUUUGGGUCUCCUGGAAAGCACCAGUGAAUCCAGAAUUGUGCACAUCCCAAGAGCUUGGAAUUCCAAACCAACUUUUGAAGUUUGCAUGAAGCCUCAUGUAGAGUUACGUGUCCUCAAAACUCAGAUCUUCUCUAUUUCCACAUCUUGCUUAUAAGAGUUACUCUAAAUAGUGGUGGCUUUCUUUGUAUAUGUAGAAGUGCCUGUCUAUUUAUUGUUCAGACUGAAGACCAAAACAUUUUCUUAAAUAUAUUUUGUGUAACAUUUUAUUUGUAUAGUGUUGUCACUCGGAUAUUUAAAUAGAGCAUGAUAUUUUAAAUCUGAGAUGUGUAACGUGGUAAAUAAAGCUAAUUGUUAUUUUUGAAUUUGAAAAAUAAAAUGUAAUUUAAAUAUU